This is a messenger RNA of Lathyrus sativus (Indian pea), 3006 nucleotides long. The record is from the annotation of a GenBank genome assembly. NCBI's taxonomy places the organism in Eukaryota, Viridiplantae, Streptophyta, Magnoliopsida, Fabales, Fabaceae.
AUGGCUUCAUCUUUGCAGGAGCUUCUUGCAAAGGAAGGGUUCAAAGGAAGCAGCAAAAGAGUGCUAAAGUCAAGAUCUUCUUUCCACCAUGGUGCUUCAAGUGAUCCACUUCAUUCCUUGGAAGAAAGACUCUGCGUAUCAUCGAGCGAACGAAUCAAAACACAGAAAACAAAGUCGAAAACAGCCUCAAGGUAUCAAAUCAACAAUACAAAUGAUAGUAACAACACAAGAACAAGGGACAAUAAUAAUAAUGUUUUAAAAGGAAACAAGAUGGUUCACGAACGGUUGAAGAACGAUGAAACUGAGAAGAACGAGUCUCACGAUUCAUCAGAGAGUGAUAGUGGAUUCAAAGAUGUUUAUUCAAAUCAAGUGUCUAAUGCGAGAAGACGCAAAGACAAGAAGGAAAAAGUCGUCGAAAAGCCAUUGAAGAGUUCAUAUAUGUUGAGACAAUCAAGUGGAAAUAGAAAGAUCUAUGAAAAUAACAAUCAAGCUACGAAUUCACAAGAUCCUUCUAAUCUUGCUAUAGAUGAAAUUGCUGUGAAAGCACUAGUUUCAAUUCUGAAUGGAUACAUAGAAAGUUUUCUAAAGGACGAAGAUUUUCGGUCCGCGUUACGCCACAAUUGUUUCUCCUCCUUGAACUUCAUUCAUCUAGAUAAAGAAGAAAACAACUCCGAGACCAAAGUGAUUACGAGUCUCGAGCAAGCUAUUGAGUGCGUAGAGAAAACGGCUGAAAAAGACGAAUCCAUAUCUGCAAUACAUUUGAAAAGAGCAACAAUGCAGCUUAGUAUUAUCACAGGUUUGAGUUUGAAUGAUCUCAAAUACGAUCUUACGUGCGGGAUUGCGAAUUUCAAGUUAUCAGCCUGUGCUCAUCUUUACCUCAGUAUGGUAUAUUUGAUGCAAAGAAAAAAGAAAGUUUCUGCGAAACAUCUUUUGCAGGUCUUUUGCGAUUCGCCUUUUCAGGCGCGGACGAUAUUGCUGCCUGAACUUUGGGAGCAUAUAUUUUCGCCGCAUCUUUCACAUUUGAAGAAAUGGUAUAUUAGUAAAGAAGGUGAAAUUGUUGCAGAUACACAAACCAAAGCGCGAAAGCUAAAGAUUCUUCAAAAAGUUUAUAGCGAAAAUUUGGAUUCAGGAACUCGAGUUUUCGCUUUAUAUUACAAAGAUUGGCUCGGUGAAGGAGUCGAAACUCCAACUCUUCCUUGCAUUGGAAUUCCAUCAUUAUCCGUUACGAGUAGACAGGCAAGUUCGUUCGGUCAUUCUUUUGAGUCUGGUAGCUCCAACGAACCAUUCUCGCCACAGGCGAUGGUAAGCAAGAAACUAUAUGAUUCGUUCUUUGGCGGAUAUAGGAAACCUGAAGUUUAUGAAGUUGAAGAAGAUGAUAAGGAUGAAGAUAGUUUUGAAAAUUGUGAGAGAGGGUCUUAUGGCUCAACCGUUGUUAAGAAAACGUUGAUAUACGAAUCCGAAACUGUUAAGUUUAUUGAUCAAAGUAGUGAAGAUUUCACUCCAAGUGUUCAAAUUCAUGAAUUCAGAAAGAUGCAGCCGAAUAAGAUAAGCUCUAAUCUUGAAGGAUCGUAUUUUCCAAGCAUUCCGUCGGAAUUUAUUUGUCCUUUGACACGAAAGAUCUUCGAGGAACCCGUCACGUUAGAAUCAGGCCAAACCUUUGAAAGAAAAGCCAUCAAGGCAUGGUUUGAAAAGGGAAACCGAACUUGUCCGGUAACAGGAAAUACUUUAGAAUGCGUGUUCAUGCCGUUUACCAACCUUAUUUUGAAGCGUUUGAUCGAUAACUGGAAGACAGAAGAUUUCGGCCGUCUUCUUGAUUUCGCCUCUCAAAAAGUCGAAAACUCAGAAGAACUUGAGUUGAAAAAGCGCGACGAGACUAUUGUUUUCAAGUUACAAAGUCUUUUCGCUUCCUUGAAUGAAGAGGAAAAAUCAACUUAUGCUAAGCAUAUAAUCUCUUUAGGAGUUUUUUCAUUUCUUUUUAAGAGGUUUGAAUUUGGAAACAUCGAAGAAAAAUCGCAUGUGCUGGAGAUUUUGUUAAACUGUAUUCAAGCAGAUUCUAGUUGCAUAUAUAAGAUCGCAAGAAGCGUCGACAGAAAAAUUCUUCUCGAGCUUCUUCAUAGCAAGAUGGUUACUCCAACAACAAAUGCAAUGUUUUUCCUUACCGAACUUUUGUCGAUGAAGAGGAGAAAAGAUGUUACUUCUUUUCUAAGUGGCUUGGUGGGUGAAGAUGUAUAUAGUACAAUGCAUAUUGUGCUCAUGUAUCUCAAAAAUUGUUCUCCAAUUGAAAAGCCUCUCAUUGCGGUUCUCUUAUUACACUUUGAUUUACUGGUUGAGCCUCAAAAGUUAGGCAUAUACAUCGAGACAGCUGUGAAUGCCAUUGCCGAGGCACUUGAUGCUAGCUUAAAUGACGAGAAGAUCCAACACAAGUGUUGCAAAGCUCUUUUAAUCUUGUGUGGCCAUUUUUCUUCGAACGGAAAGAUAAUAACCGAUACAACCGUCUUAAAGCAAGCUGGUUAUAAAAAUGGUAGCUCGGAAUUGAAAUCUCCUAGCUAUGAUGAAGAGGAUCAACAGUUAGAUGCAACCAUUUCAUCGGAAGAUGAGGAAGAAGAAAGGAACGAAGAAUUCAUGAUAAACUUGUUAGAAUCAUUGAUUGGUGAUGGAGAAAGUCCAUUUUUAAAAACCAUAUCUAGAUGUUUAGAAUCUAGACAUGUAGAUUUGGUGAGGACUUCUCUAAUAACUAUCACAUGGUUGAGUUCCUCACUUUCUAAACAAUAUAACGCCGGAUUGCAUCUUCCCGCGUUCUUAGCCGUAAUCUCUCAACUGAAAGAAAUCCUUCAAAACAGCGAGCUCGAGCUCAAAACUCUCGCAUCUAUGUCAUUGUUUAACUUCAGUAAAAUAUCAGAAUGCCGAACGCUUUUGAAGAUUAUGGCACAAGAUAUUGCGCCGAUUCUUCAUGGACUAGUUGAUGUAAUAUGGACCGCGAAGAAACUGCAUGCCAUUUUGAUGUAA